GUCCCAUCCGAGCUGCGCUUCCAUCAUUGACGGAGCGAUGCUGCGGCUGCAUUGGCUCGCACUGCUGGUGCUGCUGCUCCCCAUGGCUGCAGCACAGCUGCGCCCCGAGCCGGAGCUGGACGCCCAAUGGGACCUCUGGAAGAGGACGUACAGAAAGCAGUACAACGGCAAGGAGGACGAAACGUCCCGGAGGUUGAUUUGGGAGAAGAACCUGAAGUACAUCGAUGCCCACAACGCGGAGCACGCGCUGGGAAAGCACUCCUUCCAGUUGGCCAUGAACCACCUGGGGGAUAUGACCAGCGAGGAGGUGGUGAGGACGAUGACGGGGCUGAGGGUCCCCCGCAGCCGCCCCCGCCCCAAUGGCACUCUGUACGUCCCCGACUGGAGCAGCAGAGCCCCCGCGGCCGUGGAUUGGAGGCGGAAGGGCUACGUGACCCCCGUCAAGAACCAGGGGCAGUGCGGCUCCUGUUGGGCGUUCAGCUCAGUGGGGGCUCUGGAGGGGCAGCUGAAGCGCCGGACGGGGAAACUGCUGUCCCUCAGCCCCCAGAAUUUGGUGGACUGCGUCUCCAACAACAACGGCUGCGGGGGGGGUUAUAUGACCAACGCCUUCGAAUACGUCCGCCUGAACCGCGGCAUCGACUCGGAGGACGCGUACCCCUACAUCGGGCAGGAUGAGAGCUGUAUGUACAGCCCCACCGGGAAGGCGGCCAAAUGCCGCGGCUACCGGGAGAUCCCCGAAGGCAACGAGAAGGCUCUGAAGCGCGCGGUGGCCCGGAUUGGGCCCGUCUCGGUGGGCAUCGAUGCCAGUCUGCCCUCCUUCCAGUUCUACAGCCGCGGGGUGUACUACGACACGAGCUGCAACCCGGAGAACAUCAACCACGCGGUGCUGGCGGUGGGGUACGGCGCACAGAAGGGCACCAAGCACUGGAUCAUCAAGAACAGCUGGGGCACGGAGUGGGGCAAUAAGGGCUACGUGCUGCUGGCCCGCAAUAUGAACAACGCCUGCGGCAUCGCCAACCUCGCCAGCUUCCCCAAGAUGUGAGCUCUGGAGGUGCCAACGUCCGUCUGCAGGAGUGGGGUUGGGGGGCUGGAACCCCCCCCCCCCCAAAUAUCACAUCUCUGAGUCCUUUGGGGGGAUGCGGAGAACGAUGGGAUUUUGUUCUUCAAAUAAAAGCGGUGGGGGAGAAA
This is a messenger RNA of Gallus gallus (chicken), 1188 nucleotides long. It is a transcript of the gene CTSK, whose product is annotated as cathepsin K. Gene Ontology annotation, biological process: immune response. Lineage: Eukaryota; Metazoa; Chordata; Aves; Galliformes; Phasianidae. The transcript has 8 exons. The record is from RefSeq and is marked validated. Gene Ontology annotation, molecular function: cysteine-type endopeptidase activity. Bases 38 to 1042 code for a protein of 334 amino acids. Gene Ontology annotation, cellular component: lysosome.